AUGGAGCACGUGAACGAGUGCAGCGGCUAUGCGCUCGGCGCUGUGGGUGCGGUGACGCUCUGCUUGCUGUAUCUGCUGCUGCGGACAGACGCAGAGGCGCCGGUGCCGUACCGUGUCGCGCCGCCCGCGCAGGCACAGCCGGGAUGGAGGGGCGUGGUCCUCCAGGAGCCCACGCUGAAGGUCUCGGGCUCGGCGCUCAUCCAAUGCUACGCGCCCGCGACGGGUGAAGCUCUCGGGCACGUCCACCCGUCCACAGCAGCAGGCAUCGACCGCGCCAUCGCCAGAGCAAAGGCGGCGCAGGUGCCGUGGGCGCGCACAACCUUCGCCGAGCGCAGACGCGUUCUCCGCACGAUGCUCCGCUUCUUGCUCGAGAACCAGGCGACGAUUGCGCGCGUGGCGUGUCUGGACUCGGGCAAGACCAUGGUCGACGCCGCGCUGGGCGAGAUCCUGGUGACGGCGGAGAAGCUGCGCUGGACCAUCCGCCACGGCGAGGAGAGCCUGCAGAACGAGCGCCGCCCCACCAACCUGCUCAUGGCGUACAAGUGGAACGAGGUCGUGUACCAGCCGCUGGGCGUCGUCGCCGCCUGCGUGUCUUGGAACUACGUCUUCCACAAUCUGCUCUCGCCCAUCAUCGCCUCCAUCUUCGCCGGCAAUGCCAUCGUCGUCAAGGGCUCCGAGGCCACCGCCUGGUCGUCGUCGUACUUUGCCUCCAUCGCCACCCGCGCCCUCGAGGUGUGCGGCCACUCGCCCGACAUUGUUCAGUCGCUCGUCUGCUGGCCUCACGUCGCCGACCACCUGACCUCGCACCCGGACAUCGCCCACAUCACCUUCAUCGGCUCGCGCCCCGUCGCCCACCUCGUCUGCGCAUCGGCCGCCAGAGCCCUGACGCCUGUGUGUGUCGAGCUCGGCGGCAAAGACCCGGCCAUCGUGCUCGACGACCUGUCCGACGGCGACUUCAGGCGCGUCGCCAGCAUCCUCAUGCGCGGCACCUUCCAGUCCGCCGGCCAGAACUGCAUCGGCAUCGAGCGCGUCGUCGCCCUACCCAACGUCCACGACCGUCUUAUCGACCAUCUCACCCCCAAGAUCCGCGCCCUGAAGCCCGGCUCCAUCCUCACCGCCUCGCCGGACACGCCCGUCGACGUAGGCGCCUCGAUAUCUUCCGCCGGCUUCGACAACCUCGAGGCCCUGAUCCAAGACGCCGUCGACCACGGCGCACGCCUCCUCGCCGGCGGCAAGCGCUACACACACCCAGACCACCCGAGCGGCCACUACUUUACGCCCACCUUCCUCGCUGACGUGACGCCGGACAUGAAGAUAGCGCAGACGGAGCUCUUCGCCCCCGUCUUCCUGCUCAUGCGCGCCACCUCGGUCACCAACGCCAUCGAGAUCGCAAACAGCACCGUCUACGCGCUGGGCGCCAGCGUCUACGGCACGGCGACAGCCGACCUCGAGCGCGUCGUGCGCGACGUGCACGCCGGCAUGGUGGCCGUCAACGACUUUGCCGUCACCUACAUGGUGCAGCUCCCCUUUGGCGGCGUCAAGGGCAGCGGCUACGGUCGCUUUGCGGGCAAAGAGGGUCUGCGCAGCCUGUGCAACCAGAAGGCUGUCACGCGCGAUCGCUGGCCCGGCGUCAAGACGAGCAUCCCGCCGCCCAUGGACAUUCCGCUGCGAGGCAGCGGGGCUGGAGAGAGGGCGUGGAGCAUGGCGCAGGGCAUUGUGUGGUUGGGGUAUGCCCCAGACUGGAGGGGGAAGCUGAGGGGCUUGAGGGGUGUCGUGGGGAUGUAG
Messenger RNA from Ascochyta rabiei, 1785 nucleotides. RefSeq names its product Meiotic Sister-Chromatid recombination aldehyde dehydrogenase. Lineage: Eukaryota; Fungi; Ascomycota; Dothideomycetes; Pleosporales; Didymellaceae. The record is from RefSeq and is a predicted model, not a curated record. Gene Ontology annotation, molecular function: aldehyde dehydrogenase (NAD+) activity. The transcript has 2 exons. Bases 1 to 1785 code for a protein of 594 amino acids.